CAACUAAACUAACUGUUCUGUCUAACCUUAACCUAUAAAAUGUUAUUUUCCAGUUUCUGUUCUGCCUGUUGUUAUUCCUGAUUGUUUUGUGAUUAUACGUUUGUUUUACUUAGUUUAGUAGUAGUUAGGUAGUCUUAGGUUUUUACGGUUCUGUUAACUUAGAUCGUUAGGUAUCAGUUCUGAGCAUUUUGCUCAGAUAAGUGAUAGGCCUAACACCAAUUAGUUUUAAUUUUAACGAAAGGCUUGUAAUUUGUUUGCAUUAUAAGUAGGCCUAUAGGCCCUAAUUUGUAACAAGUUUACCAAGAAAACACCAAAAUGUCUGAAAGAAAAGUCUUAAAUAAAUAUUAUCCUCCAGAUUUUGAUCCUUCAAAGAUUCCUCGUAUGAAAUUGCCUAAAAACAGACAGUACACUGUUCGUCUUAUGGCUCCAUUUAAUAUGAGAUGUAAAACAUGUGGAGAAUAUAUAUACAAGGGGAAAAAGUUCAAUGCUCGUAAAGAAGAUGUUGAAGGAGAAGAUUACUUUGGGAUCAGAAUCUACAGGUUUUACAUCAAAUGUACACGAUGUCUUCAAGAAAUAUCCUUCAAAACAGAUCCAAAAAACACAGACUACGAAAUAGAGGCAGGGGCAACUCGUAAUUUCAUGGCUCUCAAACUGGCCGAAGAACAAGCUCAAAGGGAAGAAGACGAGAGAAAAGAAGAGGAAGCUAAUAAUCCAAUGAAGCUUUUGGAAAAUAGAACCCAGCAGUCAAAACAAGAACUGGAACUGCUUGAAUCCUUGGAGGACCUGAAAGACCUCAACAGAAGACAACGAAACAUAGAUUAUGACUCCAUGCUCAGCAAUUAUAACACUAAAGAAGCUAGAGAGAAAAUUUUAAAAUUGCAAGAAGAACAGGAUGAAGAGUUUAUUAAAUCAGUGUUCAGCAGUGGAAAUAAACGAGUAGUCGAGGAGGAGAUAGUAGAUGCGGCAGAUGAGGAGAGAUCUACUCCUGCGACAAAAAAACUGGCUGUGGAAAAACCUGCACCCAAAACUCAGACCCAAACAAACUCGUCUUGGACCAAGAGUGUGGGAGUGAUGGGGAAGAAGCCGUUGAGUGGUCUGGUACGUCUGAAGAAACCUGAUGCAGCUACAGGCAGUCCAUCAACCACUUCAGCUACUGUCCCAACAACUUCAAAUAUCCCCGCCUCUUCAGCCAAUGGGGAAACCAAGAAACCCCAAGCGAUUCUGUCCCUAGUGGGCGCUUACUCUGAUAGCGAUGGCAGUGAAUCUAGUUAAUGGUCAGUGCAUUUCCAGGAGAUUCUCAAACACAAGACCUCAUACCCUCCUCUUCUCAUAAAUCACUUGGCAGUCUAAAGGAGUUUUACGGCACAGCUAAGAGUACUUUGGACAAGUUUCAAUCAUGUGGUACAGAAACCCAUUUAGAAAUAGUAUCUUUGGCCUUGUUGAAGUAUGGCGAUUACAAGGCUUGUGUUAAUGCAACUAGAGAGAUUGCUAACUAUGAAGAAGUCUUGAUUGAUCUCUACUUCUACGUCAGGUUUAUCGGUACCACAUUCUUCGAUUUAAUUGAGAAUAUACUCGGUUGUCGACAUGAAGGUGGAAUUUUAACAAUCUUAAACUGUACUGUAACACAAGUCCAAAACAGUGGACCAGAAUUUGAUGAAAUUCUGACAAGGGCACAGGGCUUGAUCGAAGAAGUCCAAGAUGAUACUGAUAACCUAGUAUAUUAUAUUAAAAAAUGCUUUAGUCGCAGCUCCAGUGAAUUCUUCUCAGAAUUGAACAAUCUGAUUGAGAAAUGUUAAAAAUGUAUUGUAAUAAUUUUAUUGUUGAAUAAAUUUACAGAUUUUACUUACAAUACUAUCCUAUGGACUUGUUUAAGGAGUACCUGACUAUCAAUUAAAUGGUCUAUCAUUUUCUUAGAUGUAUUGAAUACUUCCUUUCAAUUGCAUAGACAAAUGAUAUAUACUGUAAGGAAACACGUAAAAAUUGCCUUUAGCUGAUCCAUUCUCUUUAACCGUCUCUAACUAAAGAAGUCUAUAUUAGCAUGAAAUAUAUCGAUGUUAUGUU
Messenger RNA from Macrosteles quadrilineatus (aster leafhopper), 2061 nucleotides. RefSeq names its product splicing factor YJU2-like. Gene Ontology annotation, biological process: mRNA splicing, via spliceosome. The transcript is spliced from 8 exons. Bases 316 to 1272 code for a protein of 318 amino acids. Gene Ontology annotation, cellular component: U2-type catalytic step 1 spliceosome. The record is from RefSeq and is a predicted model, not a curated record. NCBI's taxonomy places the organism in Eukaryota, Metazoa, Arthropoda, Insecta, Hemiptera, Cicadellidae.